Molecule: messenger RNA, 570 nt
Organism: Amorphotheca resinae ATCC 22711
Lineage: Eukaryota; Fungi; Ascomycota; Leotiomycetes; Helotiales; Amorphothecaceae
Exons: 4
Coding region: 1-570 (189 amino acids)
Cellular component (GO): CHRAC; nucleus
Molecular function (GO): protein heterodimerization activity
Source: RefSeq, a predicted model, not a curated record
AUGCCUUACAACACAGCUCCCAUAAUCCCACGGAGGGAGCCAUUAGGCCAAGCGCAACUUCCCCUAUCGCGCGUGAAGAAGAUCAUCGCCCUCGACAACGAUGUCAGCAUGUGCUCCAACAACGCAGCCUUCGUUAUUACUCUAGCUACUGAGAUGUUUAUCCAAUACCUCGCCGAGCAAGGCCACAACGUCGUGAAAUCCGAGCGGAAACCACGCCGGAAUAUCCAAUACCGCGAUCUCUCAAACGCAGUAGCACAUCUCGACAACCUGGAGUUCCUGGUUGACGUCGUGCCGCGCACCGUGCCUUUCAAGCAAGUCAAAGAGCGCAAGGCUCCACAAGGUCCUAAAGCCCUGCUGAAUGGCGGGAACGCUGUGGUGCCCGGCCAGACUACGCUCGAUGGCCGCUCGCAUCUUGCGAAUGGCGCCGCCAAUGGGUUCACGCACGCGCACGAGGCUGAGGAGGCCGCGGCCCUCGACCCCAACGCGCAGCUGGAGAUGGAGAACCGGAGGGCGAGGAUGAGCGCGGGGCAGGAUGGGCAGCAUGCUUACCAGGAUGUGGAGAUGAGUUAG